Molecule: messenger RNA, 1361 nt
Organism: Colletes gigas
Lineage: Eukaryota; Metazoa; Arthropoda; Insecta; Hymenoptera; Colletidae
Product: WD repeat-containing protein 55 homolog
Exons: 8
Coding region: 90-1361 (423 amino acids)
Molecular function (GO): protein binding
Source: RefSeq, a predicted model, not a curated record
CUUUCACGUGGCGUAUGCAACGCGUAACUUCUAAAAGCACUGUAUAAUAAGAGAAGUUAGGAACCACAAGUAUUUUGCAUUAUUCAAACAUGCAUUUAAACGAAGAAAAAUUAAUAGAUAAGUUUACUCAAGACAGCGAUGACAGUAAUGAUAGUCAAGACAGCGAGGACAGUGAUGAUACUGCGUGCAAUACAGAUGAAUCUGAUUCAGAAAAUGACGAUAUAGAAGAUUCCGUUUCAAAUAAUAAUCAGAUUCCUACUCAUGAAAAUAGUGAUGCAGAAGCAAUUUUGUUAAACGAAGAUGAGGAAGAAAAUGAAGUUGUGAAAGCAAUAAUUAAAUCACAAGAUGCUCAUAGAAAUCAUCCUCCACCUAUUACAAUAGAAGAUUAUGUGGUGGAUAUAUGUUUCCAUCCCAAUUCGGAUAUGAUUGCUGUGGCUAGCAUUGUAGGAGAUGUUUACUUGUACAAGUAUAACAAUACAGAAACAGAACUAUUAUCAACUUUAGAAUUACAUCUUAAAGCAUGUCGUGAUAUAGAGUUUAAUGAAAGUGGUACAACUUUAUUUUCGACUGCCAAGGAUUUAUCUAUAAUGCUCACCGAUGUAGAAACAGAGAAGUUAAUAAGAUUAUAUGAAAAUGCACACGAAGAACCAGUAUACACAAUGACUGUAAUUGGAGAACACAUGUUUGCAACAGGGGAUGAUGAUGGUGUUGUAAAAUUUUGGGAUCUUAGAAUAAGAGGAAAUACACCUACAUUUUCAUUCAAGAAAAUGGAAGAUUAUGUGAGUUCUAUUGUAACAAACAGCGAUGCAAAGUAUUUAGUAUGUGCUAGUGGAGAUGGUUCUCUUACUACAUUCAAUAUUCCAGGAAAGAAAAUGCAUCUACAGUCAGAGGAAUACGAAGAGGAGUUAACUUGCCUUGGUAUAUUUAAAACUGAAACAAAACUUUUGGUGGGCACCAGUAAAGGAAAACUGUAUGUAUACAAUUGGGGAGAAUUUGGUCUCCAUUCGGACGAGUUUCCGAGUGUAACUAAGAAGGCCAUAAAUUGUAUGGUUCCAAUUACUGAAAAUGUUGUAAUAACAGGAGGAGAAGAUGGAAUACUUAGGUCGAAUAGCUUGUUUCCUCAUCGUCAUCUUGGAAUAGUGGGACAACAUAAUUUUUCCAUUGAAACCCUUGAUGUCAAUAAUGAUGGUACAUUAAUUGCAUCUUCUUCGCACAAUAAUGAUAUCAAAUUUUGGAAUGUACAGUAUUUUGAAACAUUAAAUGUCGCUGAACGUAUAAAGGGGGGAAAACAGAAACAAUUAAAGCAUAAUCUUCCAAGCAGUAAAAUCGAUAAUGCAUCAAACUUUUUUUCAGACCUUUAA